Molecule: messenger RNA, 3279 nt
Organism: Charadrius vociferus (killdeer)
Lineage: Eukaryota; Metazoa; Chordata; Aves; Charadriiformes; Charadriidae
Gene: USP28
Product: ubiquitin specific peptidase 28
Exons: 24
Coding region: 1-3279 (1092 amino acids)
Biological process (GO): protein deubiquitination; DNA damage checkpoint signaling; regulation of protein stability
Cellular component (GO): cytosol; nucleus
Molecular function (GO): protein binding; cysteine-type deubiquitinase activity; cysteine-type endopeptidase activity
Source: RefSeq, a predicted model, not a curated record
AUGCUUUUAAACCAGCUGAAAGAGAUCACAGGAAUUCAAGAUUCGGCUUUCCUUCAUGCAGCUCUAAAGGCUGCUAAUGGAGACCUCAUGGAAGCUGUCACCUUCCUGACGGAGGAGCAGGUCCAGGAGCCGGCUCGGGAUGUGGCCGCUGCCGAGCCAUCCGCUUGGGAAGGGAGCGCGGUGGGCAAACAGCUCCCACAAAAUCUUACUGCUGCACUUACCCCGAACAACAGAGACGACCUCCGCGCAGUCGAUGCCUUCGGACCACUGGAAUCGCCAAAAGCUCAGGCUGCAGAAAGAGAUGCUGCUGAAAGACCACAGGAAGCGCAUACUGCUGAAAACAAAAGUCGCUCCAAAAGGAAACGCUGUGAAGUCUGGGGAGAGAACCCCAAGCAGAAUGACUGGAGAAGAGUGGGCGACUGGCCUGUUGGAAUGAAAAACAUUGGAAAUACCUGUUGGUUUAGCGCUGUCAUACAGUCGCUGUUUCAGUUGCCAGAAUUUCGGAGGCUGGUCCUUGGGUACUCCCUCCCACCAAACGUGCUUGAAAGCUGUCGCAGUCGCACUGGAAAAAGGAACAUUGCAUUCAUGCAAGAACUUCAGUGUCUGUUUGCUUUAAUGCUGGGGACGCGUCGUAAGUUUGUAGACCCUUCUGCAGCACUGGAACUCUUGAGGGAUGCGUUCAGAUCUGCUGAAGAACAACAGCAAGAUGUGAGUGAAUUUACGCACAAGCUGCUGGACUGGCUGGAGGAUGCGUUCCAGCUCGCUGUCAAUGUCAAAAGCCCUGGGGACAAAUCCGAAAACCCAAUGGUGCAGCUCUUCUACGGGACCUUCCUGACGGAGGGUGUCCAUGAGGGCAAUACUUUUUCCAAGAUCGAAACCUUUGGUCAGUAUCCCCUCCAGGUAAAUGGUUAUCGAAACUUGAAUGAGUGCUUGGAAGGAGCCAUGGUGGAGGGAGAGAUGGCUGCGGCCCCAGCCGCUCAGUCGGUGAAGUAUGGACAGGAGCGCUGGUUUACAAAACUCCCACCAGUACUGACCUUUGAACUCUCCCGAUUUGAGUUCAAUCAGUCCCUAGGACAGCCAGAGAAAAUUCACACCAAGCUAGAGUUUCCCCAGACUAUUUAUAUGGACAGGUACCUCUACUGCUGUAAAGAGCUCGUUCAGAUGAAGAGAGAAGAAAUGAAGAGAUUGAAGGAGAAAAUGGGGAUGCUGCAGCAGAAGCUGGAACGGUACAUGAGGUACGGCUCUGGUCCAGCCCGCUUUCCCCUGCCCGACAUGCUCCAGUACGUCCUCGAAUUCCUCGCUGCGAAGCCGGCUGUCCUUGUUUCUUCUGCUCCGGGCGCUCAGACAACACUCCCGCCGUCCCACGCCGAGCCUCCUGUUUUGGACGGGCUUUCACAGCUGAAUGGCAUACUGGAAGGGAAUGAUACUGGGACUGAAGAUGCAGCUUUCUUUUCGGCAAAUCCCUCGCCGCAGCAAAAAUCAAGUACGCCGCUCCAGCCGUCUGGCUUGCCAGCGGAAAUGUCUGAAGGUCCAGCUCCUCGCGUGGUUUCCGAGGACGAGCUGAGCCUCGUCCGGACGUGUCUGCAGCGCUGGAGAAACGAGAUUGAACAGGACGUGCAAGAGCUGAGGGAGUCUAUUGCCAGAAUCCACCUGUCCAUCGAACAAAUGUACUGCGACCCUCUCCUCCAGCAGGUUCCCUACCGUUUGCACGCAGUCUUGGUACACGAAGGGCAAGCAAAUGCCGGCCACUACUGGGCCUACGUAUACGACCAGCCUCGACAACGCUGGCUGAAAUACAACGACAUCUCGGUGACGGAAUCGUCGUGGGAGGAACUGGAGAGAGAUUCAUUCGGAGGUCUGAAGAAUGCCAGUGCCUACUGCCUGAUGUACAUAAGCGAGAAGGUGUCCCGCUUCCUUGCAGACACAACUGGUGGCUCGGAGCUUGGGCACUUUCAGAAGGAGGUGGAAGCCUUGUCCCCAGAGCUGAGGCACUACAUCCAGGAGGACAACUGGCGGCUCGAGCAGGAGGCAGAGGAGUGGGAGGAGGAGCAGUCUUGCAAGAUCCCUCAGAUGGAGCCUUCACCCGCUUCGGAGUCGCAGGACCUCUCUUCUGAAUCGGGAGCAGAUCAGUCACCAGUCUGCGAGCAGAGCGUGCGCUCCCUGUCCUCUGAGCACGCCAGGAUCGCCAAGGAGCAGACUGCCAAGGCCAUCGCAAACACCGCCGACGCCUAUGAGAAGAACGGCGUUGAGGCAGCGCUCUGCGAGCCCAAGCAGGUAGAACCAGUGAAGGCCCAGCCGGGAGAGACAGCCCUUACCGUUGAGGCAGAGCAACCGCAGGAGGCUCGGGAAGCAGCGCCUGCUGCCCAGAGUAGCUCACAGGUCUCUGAAGUGGAAAUCCCCAGUGUGGGGAAGAUUCCCGUUAGAUCCGAUGCAGACGGAUAUAAUGAGGAGGUGAUGCUGAGUCCGGCCAUGCAAGGCGUCAUCCUGGCUAUUGCAAAAGCCCGCCAGACCUUUGAUCGAGAUGGGUCUGAAGCAGGGCUCGUUAAGGCGUUCCACGAGGAGUACUCCCGGCUCUACCUGCUGGCCAAAGAGACCCCCACCCCUCAGAACGACGCCCGCUUGCAGCACGUGCUCGUCUACUUCCUGCAGAACAACGCUCCCCAGCAGGUGGUGGAACGGACCCUUCUCGAGCAGUUUGCGGACAAAAACCUCAGCUACGAUGAAAGGUCCAUCAGCAUUAUGAAGGUGGCGCGAGCCAAGCUGAGAGAAAUCGGUCCUGACGAUGUGGAUAUGGAGGAGUACAAGAGAUGGCACGAAGACUACAGCCUUUUCCGCAAGGUGUCGGUUUACCUGCUGACGGGGUUGGAGCUGUACCAGAACAGAAAGUACCAGGAGUCCCUCACCUACCUGGUCUACGCCUACCAGAGCAACAGCAGGCUGCUGCUGAAGGGAGCCGGCAGAGGAGUGAGCGAGUCGCUGAUUGCCCUCUACAGAAGGAAGUGUCUCCUGAAGCUGAACGAGGUGGCGGCAUCGCUGUUCGUCAGCCGUGAAGAAGCUCGUGUGGCAGAGGGCGUGGGCAUCCUGAACGAGCUGAUCAUCCCCUGCAUGCACCUCAUGAACAACUUUGAGAUCUCCAGAGAGGACCUGGAUGCCAUCGAGAUCAUGAGGAACCGCUGGUGCUCCUAUUUGGGACGAGAAGACAUGGACGGUAGGGACCGGCUGCCUGCCUUACCUUUUCCAUGCUGUUUGUGGGCAGGGCAGCGUCCAGAGCCGAGCUAG